Molecule: messenger RNA, 2118 nt
Organism: Salvelinus namaycush (lake trout)
Lineage: Eukaryota; Metazoa; Chordata; Actinopteri; Salmoniformes; Salmonidae
Product: solute carrier family 35 member G1-like
Exons: 3
Coding region: 91-1365 (424 amino acids)
Biological process (GO): calcium ion export across plasma membrane; regulation of cytosolic calcium ion concentration
Cellular component (GO): plasma membrane; endoplasmic reticulum membrane
Source: RefSeq, a predicted model, not a curated record
UUAAACCGGUGUGACAACUCACUCACUCGUAGACAUAAAGGGUGUAAAAUACAUCCAAGGCAUGCUCACCUGUUGCAGUUGCAUUUUACAAUGGGGGAUUUGAAGGACAGUAAUAGUAUAGACGACAGAGUUCUAUCGGCCGUUCACCUUAGACAGGGGGACAUUAAAGUUGUAUUUCACAAAGUUGGCGAUGACGACGACGAUGAACACACUACUGAGAGGAUUAAUUUACAAAGUAACAGUCAUGAUGAGCGGGGUAAUGAAGAGGCAAGGACUAGAACAGUGGAAAGCAGUGCGAAGCAAAGAUUAUGUCCUCCCUUGUGUUGUAGAAUUGGCGGCCGCGGGGAUCCCAUCUCAACGGACGCAGGAGACACAGUUGCCACAGAGAAUAAACAUUGUCCAGGACUGGGCCUGUUUUAUGGCCUGCUGGCAACAGUAUUCUUCUCCAUUAUAGCUCUUCUGGUGAAGACAAUAGAUGGAGUCCAUGCUGUAGAAAUCAGUGCCAUUCGCUGCUUCUUCCAGAUGCUGUUUGUGAUGCCUAUGCUUAUCUAUUACAAGACUGGCUUCCUUGGACCAAGAGACAAGCGUAUCUAUUUGGUGAUGAGAGGGUUAUUGGGUUCCAACGCCAUGAUCCUAUUGUUCUAUGCAGUACAGCAGAUGCCCCUGGCUGAUGCAACAGUCAUCAUGUUCAGCAACCCAGUGUUCACCGCCUUGUUAGCCUGGAUCUUCCUCAAAGAGAAAUGCACAAUCUGGGACUGUGUCUUCACUGUCUUCACUCUGGCCGGUGUCAUAAUGAUAGCCAGGCCUCCCUUCAUAUUCGGUGCUCGUAUAGAGGGAAUAGAGGGAGACUACACCAAUCAUCUCAAGGGGACUAUUGCAGCCUUCGGUGGAGCGUUAGGAGCAGCCUGCACUUUAGUUAUACUCAGGAAAAUGGGCAAAAGCGUCCACUACUAUCUGUCUGUGUGGUACUAUGCGGUCAUUGGUUUCAUUGAGUGUGUCAUCACUUUGUUUAUACUUGGUGAAUGGACCAUUCCAUUCUGUGGGAGAGACAGGUGGAUCCUUAUGCUGAUUGCAAUCCUGGGUAUUGCUGGCCAAACGUUUCUCACCAAAGCACUUCAGAUUGAGAAGGCCGGCCCUGUGGCCUUGAUGAGGACCGUUGACGUGAUCCUGGCCUUUAUUUUCCAGUUCUUUUUUUUCAACCGUAAGCCCACCAUGUGGAGUCUCGGUGGGGCAUGUUGUGUGGUCGUCAGUACCUGUGGUGUGGCUCUAAGGAAGUGGUACAGCAACACACACCCAAGAAAGAGCCGUGAACCACACAUCAGACAAAUAUUUUAUUCCAGGAAUAAAUUAAAGGUUAUCAAUUAAUAUGAUGUUAAUGUUCAGCAGUCAAGAGUGUUAUGUAAACCAAAGAAGCAAUAUUACAUCCAAAUGUUACUGUGAGGUUUUGAGCACAAAACUGGACAUUUUUUAGUAUUUACAUCAACACACUUAGAAAAGAGGGUUCUUUGGUAAGGGUGAUGGUUCUAUGUGGAACCAUUUGAGCUCUUUAAUGGUUCUUUGCAGUUCAGAAAACGGUGCUUUAAUCUUUUAGUGAUAAUUCAAAUGUAGGGGAGGUGGCUCAUUUUAAUAUUUUGGGGCGUGGUUUUCUCACAGCUCUUUUUGUGCAGCCGAGAGUGAGUGUCAUUCCAGUUGAUAUAAUCUGUUGUGUUAUGUCAUUGCAUGUUAAAUAUGACUGGUCAGUAAUAGUGUCUUGUGAGAGACUUAUGUAAGGCCUCGUGUCAACGGUUGACUAAAUCUCAAUUCUCUCCUCAGGGACCCCCAGCCGGUCCAGAGCUAGCACACUUGAUUCAACUUGUAAAUUAACACAAUAAUAACACCCAUGUAAUUUUAAAGAUAAUAUAAUAUAGCUAACCCUCUUUAUAGCACCAUAAAGGUUCCAUUUAGAACCUUAUGAACAUGGUUCUUUAUAGAACCUUCAAAAAGUGUUCCGCUAUGGUUACAAGCCAAAUUGCCCUUAUUUGGCAGUGGCACUACAUACAGUGCCUUCAGAAAGUAUUCAUACCCCCUGACUUAUUCCACAUUUUGUUACAGCCUGAAUUCAAACUCGAUACCCCAUAA